Molecule: messenger RNA, 732 nt
Organism: Alternaria atra
Lineage: Eukaryota; Fungi; Ascomycota; Dothideomycetes; Pleosporales; Pleosporaceae
Exons: 2
Coding region: 1-732 (243 amino acids)
Source: RefSeq, a predicted model, not a curated record
AUGCAGUACCGAUUCGUAUCCGUCCUUGCUGCUAGUGUAUUGGUUGCUGUUACCAGCGCUGCACCCGUGCCUUCAGCAGAGGCACAAACCUUUGGCAUCAGCGAUCCUGUAAGCACCAUUGACCUGGGCAAGCCGUCCACAGUAGUCACCUGGGGUAAGCGCGGCAACGAGCCCACCAACUCAGACGAUGUCCAGCUCGGACCCCCAACAACCGAGAUCAUCUGGAGCAAAGACAAGAAACGCGCUGUCUCCUUCGGAACACCAAAAGACAGUUUCACUCUGGGAAAGCCCAAGACGGUGGUAACAUGGGGAAAGAGGAACGAGCCUGACACCAUCGAGAAUGGUGUCCCAACGACCGUCGUAACAUGGGGAAAAGAGAAACGCGACACGACUACUCAACCCGAUACCAUUGACUUGGGAAAACCUACCACGGAAAUCACGUGGGGAAAGAGGGAUACUACUAUCAACGGCCCAGCGGACACCAUCGAGCUUGGUAAGCCCAGCACGGUCAUCACGUGGGGAAAGAGGGAUACCACCACCGCCGUCAAUCCCGCUGAUAGUAUUGAGCUGGGAAAGCCCAGCACAGUCAUCACUUGGGGCAAGGAGAAGCGUGAUGAUACUCCUGUAUUGGGUCAGCCGGAUUCAGAGACGACGUGGAGCAAACGUGAGGCGGCGAAGCCGAAGGACAGCUUUAAGCUGGGUAAGCCUACUACGGUUGUUACUUGGUCUUGA